AAGGGGGAACUGACCUUUAGGGAUUUGGCCAUACUAGACUAAAUCCAAGGAUGCUCCUCAAUCAAAGGGGCACAGAAAGCGAUUCAAUUGGCUGCCCACUGUCUUGGCCAUGAUCCUAAAGCCAAACCUUUGAUGAGCGAAGUUGUUGAAGCACUAAAGCCUCUGACAUGGCUUAUUCUUCAUCUCACUUCUAGGGCAUGCAAGCAGAGUGUGUAGGAUCCAUUGCAAAUGCUAGAAUUGGUGGUAGAGUGCAAGGCGGUUUCCCAUCAAGGAAUGUUCGACCAAGCAAGAGCAUAUCUAUGCCAAAUGGGCCACAUGUUUCUCCAUAUCACCAUAACCAGCUUCAUCAGUCACCCAAGCCUGAUUUUGGACAAUUUUCAAGUUAAGCCCAUGCCUAUUUCUUUGCUUUGUCUUAUUUCAUUUUAUGUGUUUCAGCAUGGAAAGUGUGUUAGUGAGCUUUGGAAGUUAAUGCUGAUAAGCUUGAUAUGUUCCUUUUUGAGUUAAAGGGCAUUAAUGGGCUUUGCAC
This is a messenger RNA of Rubroshorea leprosula, 526 nucleotides long. NCBI's taxonomy places the organism in Eukaryota, Viridiplantae, Streptophyta, Magnoliopsida, Malvales, Dipterocarpaceae. The record is from the annotation of a GenBank genome assembly.